AUGUCUUCUAAAGCACAAGUACUUAGUUGGUCUAACAUCAACUUGCAGUUGACCAAUGGAACCAAACAAGUACUUAUUGAUAAUGUAAGUGGGUCAGUUAGUGCUGGUCAAAUGCUAGCCAUCAUGGGGCCAUCAGGUUCUGGGAAGUCUACGCUUUUAAAUAUCUUAGCUCAUAGAUCUAAACCUGGAUCUUCUAUUCAAUCCGGGGAAAUCAAAAUCAACAAUGAGCAUGCAAAUCUUGCAAAAAUAAAACAAUUGUCAAGUUACGUUGAGCAGGAAGACCACUUAAUUGGGUCACUUACGGUAUUGGAAACUGUAGAUUAUAGUGCUAGAUUUGCUGGUGUUGAUAAGAAUUUUAGAAAGCAGUUGGUUGACAAAACGAUAUCUUUGUUGGGUUUGGAAAACCAACGAGAUGUGAAAAUUGGUAGUCCUAUCCAAAAGGGUAUUUCUGGUGGACAAAAGAGAAGAGUUAGUAUUGCAUCUCAAAUGAUUACUACACCUUCGAUUUUGUUUCUUGAUGAACCAACUUCUGGUUUGGAUUCUGUUGCUUCUAGAGAGGUUAUCAGCACAAUCAAAAGAAUUGCCAGUGAAGAGAACAUGAUUGUUAUCUGUUCUAUUCACCAACCUUCAACAUACACAUUUGAAUUGUUUGAUGAUGUUCUAUUUUUAUCUAGAGGGAAAACUGUGUAUCAUGGGAAGGUGGAAAAAGUUGUCAAAUACUUUGACUCCGUUGGAUACACUAUUCCUCCAUAUAUUAAUCCUUCAGAAUACGUUUUAGAUUUAAUCAAUACCGAUUUCACAGUUGAUCAAGACGCAGACGAGAAAAUGGAGGUUUUGAGUGAUUUGGUGAACAAAUGGAAAUCAACUCAUGUUGCAGCUGCCAAACCAGAAAGUGAAAUUAAUGAAAUUGAACUUGACAAGUUUGACGCAAAGACUGAAGUUAAGAACACUUUUAUUCUUGUAAGUAGAGUCUUGAUCAAGGCUAGAAGAGAUAUAUUGACAUAUUAUGUGAGAAUGGUAAUGUACCUUUGUUUAGCCAUAUUAAUGGGUACUGUUUGGUUAAGAUUAGGAAAAGGUCAACAAAAUAUUCAACCAUUUAUCAAUGCAAUUUUUUUUUCUGGUGCUUUUAUGUCGUUUAUGUCUGUUGCUUAUAUCCCAUCAUACAUUGAGGAUUUGUUAAGUUACAAAAAGGAAAGAUUGAAUGGGUUAUAUGGGCCAUUUGCAUUCACGAUAUCAAACUUUUUAGUUGGUUUGCCAUUUAUAUUUUUGAUUGCAACCUUGUUCAGUGUGAUCACAUUCUUUAUGGUUAAUUUUAAUUCCACUGCCACGGGAUUUUUCUAUUAUCUUAUGUGGUUAUUCUUGGAUUUAGUUGCUGCUGAAUCAAUGACGAUAUUUAUUGCUUCCAUUUUCCCUAAUUUCGUUAUUGCAUUAGCACUCACUGCUUUUGCCAAUGGGUUGUGGAUGGCAGUUGGUGGAUUUUUAGUUCCCUCGAACAUUUUGAAUGUAUUUUGGUAUUACACCUUCUAUUGGGUUGAUUAUCAAAGAUACGUGUUUCAAGGAAUGAUGUUUAACGAGUUUGAUAAUAGAAACUUUGAUUGUGAUAACAAUUGUUUUUGUAUGUAUGAUUCACCAUUGGCAUCACAAUGUAUGAUUAAAGGUUCAGCAGUGUUGGACCAUUUGGGCUACGGAAAAUAUGAUAAGGGACUUUGGAUUGGAGUUUUGAUUGCAAUUAUCUUCUUUUAUAGAGUGGCAAGUUAUCUUGUCUUACGAUUUAAAAAGUAA
This is a messenger RNA of Spathaspora passalidarum NRRL Y-27907, 1782 nucleotides long. RefSeq lists its product as uncharacterized. NCBI's taxonomy places the organism in Eukaryota, Fungi, Ascomycota, Pichiomycetes, Serinales, Debaryomycetaceae. Gene Ontology annotation, cellular component: membrane. The transcript has a single exon. The record is from RefSeq and is a predicted model, not a curated record. Bases 1 to 1782 code for a protein of 593 amino acids. Gene Ontology annotation, molecular function: ATP hydrolysis activity; ABC-type transporter activity; ATP binding.